Messenger RNA from Aspergillus pseudonomiae, 1177 nucleotides. Its product is annotated as alpha/beta fold hydrolase. Bases 86 to 1120 code for a protein of 344 amino acids. The transcript is spliced from 2 exons. The record is from RefSeq and is a predicted model, not a curated record. Lineage: Eukaryota; Fungi; Ascomycota; Eurotiomycetes; Eurotiales; Aspergillaceae.
GCCAGUUCGUAUUUCUCGGCGAUCAGCGUAAGCAACGUAAAAUGAGCCAGCGGGGGUUCCUCGGACUUCCACCAUACUAAGAAAAAUGACCGUCGGAUACCGUCGUUUAAUAUCAGCAACAGAGGGUUUCCUUUCAUCAACUUCAAGGAGAAGCUCGUCCACACUUUCUGCGUCUAAGACAAAGCAUGCUGUGCCUACAGAAUCCUGCAACACAUCGUCAACAGCAGCAGACCCUGCACAAUUAGAUCAAACCCUGACCCUCUCUGACGGCCGCACCCUCGGUUUCGCCGAAUACGGUUCCCCACAAGGAAGACCACUUCUCUACUUCCAUGGCUUACCCGCAUGUCGUUAUGAGAUCGACUUCCACGAGCUGGGCCUGCGACAUGGUGCCCGAAUCUUCGCCCUUGACCGACCUGGAAUGGGGCUGUCAACGUUUCAACCAAACCGACAACUCCUUGACUGGCCCGCCGACGUCAAAGAGUUCACGGGUAAACUGGGUCUAGAUCAGUACCGAGUCCUUGGUGGCUCCGGUGGAGGACCUUACUCACUUGUGUGUGCAAAGGCCCUAGCCAAGGAGAACCUGAAGGGCGUAGGUGUACUCGUCGGAUUUGCGCCCCUUGAGGCCGGCAGGCAGGGUAUGUCUCUUCGUUCACGCGUCCUGUGGAACCUGGGGAGGUGGUUCUCCGGUCUGGGGCGACUGUACACUGAUUGGACUAUUGUACCGGCUGCUCACCACCCAGACCCAAAGGUUCUGGAGGAGCUGCUAGCGCAAACGGUUAAGAACAAUUUCAACAAAACGGACUCUGUCGUCUUCGAGGAUGAGAAAAUCCUCAAACAUGCAGCUAAGAUUGUACGAGAGAGUUUUCGACAGGGGUCUCAGGGGUAUGUCCAGGAGUGUAGGAUUCUUACAAGGCCAUGGGGCUUUGGCUUACGGGAGAUUGAUUUCCCUGGGGUUCGUUUAUGGUCUGGCGACAAGGACCGAAAUACUCCCGUUGAAAUGGCUCGAUGGAUGGCGGAUAGACUCGAGGGAUCGGUCUUGACUGAGUGGAAGGGCUACAGUCAUUUUACCUUUACUGAUGAUCACACUGAAGAGGUUGUGAGAGGCAUGCUGGAAAGAUGAAUACAAUGUGAAAUACGAUAUUCGAUGUAUAGUAUGGCUGUCACUUGUAGAAUCUCU